Bactrocera neohumeralis is the source of this 771-nucleotide messenger RNA. RefSeq names its product serine/threonine-protein kinase RIO2-like. Bases 1 to 771 code for a protein of 256 amino acids. The record is from RefSeq and is a predicted model, not a curated record. Gene Ontology annotation, cellular component: preribosome, small subunit precursor; nucleus; cytosol. Gene Ontology annotation, molecular function: protein serine/threonine kinase activity; ATP binding. NCBI's taxonomy places the organism in Eukaryota, Metazoa, Arthropoda, Insecta, Diptera, Tephritidae. Gene Ontology annotation, biological process: maturation of SSU-rRNA. The transcript has a single exon.
AUGGAACUAGUGGACGGCACGCUGCUUAAUAGCAUCACCGUGCUCGGCGACCCGGAGAAGGUGUACCGUCGUUGUCUAGAUCUGAUGAUCAAGCUCGCGGAGCAGGGCCUUAUCCACGGCGACUUCAACGAGUUCAACCUGAUGAUCACCGAAGACCAGCGCGUCAUCAUGAUUGACUUCCCGCAGAUGGUCUCAACAAACCACAAAAACGCGGACGAACUUUUCGACCGCGACGUGCAGAACCUCGCCAACUUUUUCCAGCGUCGCUUCCAGCUGUCGACGCUGUGGUACCCCACGCUGGAGAAGGAUGUGGUGAGGAAGGGCAAUCUGGACAAGCAGGUCUACGCCAGCGGCCAUUACACACAGCGCCACGAACAGGACCUGAAGGCGCUCAUGGAGGUGGAGUUUGCCCGGCACCACAAGGACGGCAAGAACCUUAGCGACUCUGAGGAAGACGAUGAGGGCAAUCAAAAAGGAGAAGGGAGAGCCGCGUCCGCUUCUGGGUCGGGUGAUGAGUGGGGCGAGGAAGGCGAAGAGGAGGAGGAGAACGGCGAAGGUGAGAUUGACCGCGUGGACUGCGGUGUCAUCGCGAUCCCUCGCGCGUCUCCCGCAGACGGCGAGGAUGAGGAGGAGGCCGAUGAAGACAGGAACGACGAUGGCGACGGCGAGCAGAGCGAUGUAGAGUCGCUGGAAGAGGCGGUGGCUGCUGCCCGCAGGCAACGCGGCACUGGCCGGGGGAAAACCGAAACUACCUCCCGGAUGGGGAUGUGA